AUGCGGGACGAGCUACGGCGGCAUCAAAGCCUCGGACAAGAGGAACCGCAGAUCAAAUUCAACGAGACACCGUUUGAUACCGUAUUCGAAGUAGGCGAUGAACUUGGGAGCGGUCAAUUUGCCGUUGUGAGAAAGGUGGUGAAAAAGGCGACUGGAGAGGAGUUCGCGGCGAAGUUCAUCAAGAAGCGACGGUAUGCGACCUCGCGACGAGGCGUAACGAGGGCCAACAUCGAAAGAGAGGUGUCCGUCCUUCGAACUGUCGGAGGACACAGCAAUGUGAUCGAAUUGCACGAAGUGUACGAGACUCCCAGUGACGUCAUUUUGGUGUUGGAACUGGUGUCUGGUGGUGAACUCUUCGAUCAUGUUUGCGCCAGGGAAUGUCUGGAUGAAGUGGAAGCAGCCGCAUUCGUUCGUCAAAUACUUUUGGGUAUUAAACACUUGCACAGUCUACACAUCGUACAUCUUGAUAUAAAGCCCGAAAAUGUGAUGCUGAAACGACGAGGAGACUCUCAGGUGAAACUGAUCGAUUUUGGCCUAUCACGAUUGAUUCCACCUGGUCAUGUCGUCAAGGAUAUGGUUGGUACACCGGAAUUUGUAGCCCCAGAGGUGGUCAACUACGAAGCGCUGAGUCCGGCCACGGAUAUGUGGGCUCUUGGUGUGGUCACCUAUAUCCUGUUAUCCGGUGGAAGCCCAUUCCUUGGCGAUACUCGUGACGAGACGUUCUGUAACAUAACCGGGGUGAACUACCACUUCACUGAUAGGUACUUCAAAAACACCUCCGCUUGCGCAAAGGACUUUAUCUCGCGGCUGUUCGUGCGUGACGUUACCCGCAGAGCCACGGUGGACGAUUGUCUGCGACAUCCUUGGAUCAGAGGACCCGAUGGUGACGACGUAGAUCUGCGCAAAUCAUCAUGUAUCUCUAUCUCGCAUAUCCAUUCGUUCAAGCAACGUCAACGAUGGCGGAGAGCAGUCGAAUUGGUGCUGGUUUGUAAUCGAGUGACGCGAUCGGUACGUUUGGCAAUUAGCCAAGCGACGAAAAUGAAGCGUACGAUCGAGACACGAUACGAUCCGAACGACAUGGUUACUUCCUCGGUUCUUAUUGCCGCUGAAAUGGGAGGUGUACGAGAGUUAAGUGAGCUAAGCAUGGUUCGUGGAUUCCCAAAUCUGAGCAACAAGCAAAAAGAAACGGCAGCUCAUGUGGCUGCGGGAGCAGGUCAUAUUGAAGCGCUCAGCUUCCUAAACAUGAAAGGAGCUCAGUUAUCGGCCGAGGAUCAACGAGGUGAAAUUCCAUUGCACUGGGCAGCACGCAGUGGACACGCCAACGUGGUCACACUGUUGUCGAACGAACGCGUCGACAUUAACGCAGUGAACAAGAAUGGUGAGUCCGCAUUGCUGAUCGCUUCCCGAUACGGUCAUGUGGACGUAGUUCAAGCGCUUCUGGAACGAGGAGCGGAUGUCACGAUCCAGAAUAAGUGGAACCCGCCUACCUUACCCGCCGUCAAAAUUUACAGCUCCUACCGCGCCGCCAUGGUCACUUCCGACGGCCACGCGGAGGAUCCUACCCCCGGAGCCGAGGAUGUGCCGACACUGAAAUCGACGGACCUCGACAAGGCGAAGGGCAGCAGUUCCGAAGAAGGACAGAAGCAGACCAGGAGCUCCCAGAAGUCAGCGGAACACGUGCACGAGUCUGAUGGAGAGGAUGGCUCGACGUCUGAAGAUGAAGACGACAGCAUUCAGACAAUUUCGUUUCAUGGAGUUCUGCCCGGUUCGGUUAUGGCUGCAUACUUAACCGAUCCGGUUGCAAAUCCAGCCGCUCAAGCCCUCUACACCAUGAAUGCGGCCCGUGCUCACUCUAUCUACACGAAUGAGUUCGACAGUCCUCGUCCACGAGCCGCCGACCAAGUGCCGACCCUCAGACAACCACCACAUCUCGUCGAUGAAAAAUCACGCAGCUGUAACUACUCAUCCACUCCAUCCACCAGUAAUUUCAUCUCACUCGUCACCGAUUUCGAGGCGACUCUGGCUCAUCCAUCUUGUUGCAUGGAUGAGGAGACCGCCCUACACUGUGCUGCAGCUCGUGGACAUAUGGAAUGCGUACAGACUUUGCUCGAUGGAGGAUCACCUGUCGACGAAUUGGACAACCAUCAACGCACCGCCCUCUUGUGCGCCCUGGAAAACGGUCACCUUGACAUAGCACUUCUUCUAAUCCACAAAGGCAGCAAAAUCAACGAACCAGAUGAGAAGGGAAACACUCCGCUGCAUGUCGCAUCAAAACUCGGUCUACUCACCGCUGUACAGACUUUAUGUCACUGUGGUGCUGACGUCGACAUGACUAAUCAGGACUCCUUCACACCAUUACACCUUGCCGCCAGGGAAGGAUUUCUCGAUAUCGUCCGGGUGUUGUGUUUGGCCAGAUCGAAUGUUGGCAAGAAAACUAAGGAUGGGCUGACAGCAGAGAUCCUCGCGCUGGCUUCGGAAAAUACACACGUAGCAUCGUUACUCUCCAAAAUGAAAACGGAUAGUGUUCGAGAAGCGUAUAUCGAUCAGUUGUGUCCCAUGAAUGUCCCACUAAGGAGGAUAAAACUGAAAUUAUUCGGUCAUUCUCAGACAGGGAAAUCACGUCUCAUUCAGUCGCUCCAUUCCACUCGUGGUAUCACUUCUAGUAUCAUCGACGCUGUCUCUCGACGGAUCUCCGACCACUACAGUCCUAGCAAUACCAUGAACAAAGAUGAUGGAAUCCACUCCGGCCAAGGAUCAUCGUUCUCAUCAGAAUCGAACAACAACUCGUCCGAUCAAUGCGCGAAUCUCGUCCACUGUCCAGCCCAUUUGGCAUACACCCGUGGCAUUGACGUUCAGAAUAUUAACUGUUCGGGAUGUGGCGAGUUUUCCGUGUGGGAGUUUGGUGGUUAUGAGCCGUAUCACAUGGCAUAUGAUCACUUCGUGGGGAACACCGAUUGCAUCCACGUUGUACUGUUCAGAGCUUGUGACAGUACAGAGGAACAGUACAAACAGGUCCUUUACUGGAUGAACUUCCUCAAGGGCCGCGUCACUCCCACCGAGCCAAUUGGUCAUUGCGGAAUCAUCUCAAGGAGAUCAAAGGUUGUGAUUGUUGGCACUCAUGCCAGUCCCGCUCUCUUCCCUUCAAAAAAUGCAGAAGGAGAAUACGAAUCAUCAGAUACGGAGGCUAUGCUGAAAACGGUCCGUCUUCGAUUCGAGACCCAUUUUGACAUCUGUGAAAAGUUGCUUCUUCUCGACUCCACCAAUCCAUCGUGUGCUGGAAUGAAAGCGCUGAAAAAUUAUCUGAAAGAGACGAGAGGAACUAUAAUAGCGAGGUUACAAAAACCAAUCGGGUUACUCGACGCCACCAUGCCAUUCCUGCAGUCCUUGCGUAAACAGCACGCAAAUUUCCCGGUUGUCUCGUGGCCAACGUUUGCAUCGAUCGUACGAACGGAUGUGAAUCCACUGACAGGAGACGCCCAUUGUAGACAACUCAUCCAGCAACUGCAGUUAAUCGGAGAGGUCGUGUAUCUACGAGAUGAAACGGCCGAAAUGGACUAUGUGGUGUUGAAUCCGGAAUGGCUUGGCACUCAUAUCAUUGGACAGUUGCUGAGCGCCGAGUUCCUCUCUAGGUGCAGGAUCAACGGCACGUACUCAUUGGAGCACUUUUCGCCGAUUUUCCCCGAAAUUCCCGAGCCUACAGAUCUGUUACGCAUGUUGGACGUGCUUCAACUAUGCGCUCCAGCUGAACCCGACUCCGAGGAGACUUUCGAAUUCCCAGCUUUCAUACUGCUCAACGAGCCUCAUGACGUUUGGGUCAGAAACAAGUCGACGUACGUCUACGGAGGUGUGCGCGUUCAUCCUAUGAGAGGUAUGGAACGAUCACUGCAGAGUACCUUCCCACGAAUCCAAGUAGCACUUCGCCGGAGUAUGCACGACUUCCAGGAUCCGAUGGAUGCGGAUCUAAUGCAAUGGGCCGGUUGCAGCAAGAUGUCAUCGGGUCAAAUGGAAGCGCUUGUAAGAAUUCGUGGAGAUGCAGUUGAGGUUCAAGUACGAGGUCCAGCAGAAAGAGCCACAUCAUGUUUCUACUUCCUCGAAGACGUCGUUAAUUUGGUGGAGCAAACGGCGAGCGAAGUUGCACCAGGCAUAGGACUCGAAAGGCACUUCCUGAGCCCGAAAUGCUUGCAGGAACAUCACAAAAAUCCAGCCUCGUUCCCUCCUGAGGCAAUGAUGGCAAUGCAGCAACAAGAAUCCCUUUCUGUAAAGGGAACUCACGAUGAAGAGGAGAUGUUCACCGAUGUGGUAUGCUUCGGUUCACGUGAGGUGGCUCGUCUUUUGACUUUGGGCAUCGAUGUGGGUGUGGCAGACCUGUCGAUCACAACACGAUGUGAACUGGCUGCACUUCUUGAUCCCCCGGACGCAAUGGGAAGAGACUGGUCUAUACUGGCAGUCAAGUUGAACUUGACCGAUCAAGUCCCAGAGGUGGACUCUACUGGACAGUCCCUAUCCCGAACAGAUCAACUCCUAGCGGAAUGGGCUAUCCAGCAACCUGAACACGCCACAGUAGGCAAACUGUGCGAAAUUCUGGCCGAAUUGGGCAGAUCGGACGCAAGAGACACAUUGUACCGUACAGUUCCGUUGUAUCUGUUCGCACCACUGGACGAUACAGUUCAUCCGGCCGACUGCGGUGAUUCCGGUGUCGUGUCUUCUUGUCAUUCCACCGGUGAUCCCAGAACAAGUUCGAUUUCAUGA
Necator americanus (New World hookworm) is the source of this 4749-nucleotide messenger RNA. RefSeq lists its product as uncharacterized. Gene Ontology annotation, biological process: protein phosphorylation; intracellular signal transduction; positive regulation of apoptotic process. The record is from RefSeq and is a predicted model, not a curated record. The transcript has 35 exons. The coding region runs from base 1 to 4749 and encodes 1582 amino acids. Gene Ontology annotation, molecular function: protein binding; protein serine/threonine kinase activity; ATP binding. NCBI's taxonomy places the organism in Eukaryota, Metazoa, Nematoda, Chromadorea, Rhabditida, Ancylostomatidae. Gene Ontology annotation, cellular component: nucleus.